Molecule: messenger RNA, 642 nt
Organism: Juglans regia (Persian walnut)
Lineage: Eukaryota; Viridiplantae; Streptophyta; Magnoliopsida; Fagales; Juglandaceae
Product: 60S ribosomal protein L32-1
Exons: 4
Coding region: 91-492 (133 amino acids)
Biological process (GO): translation
Cellular component (GO): ribosome; cytosolic large ribosomal subunit
Molecular function (GO): structural constituent of ribosome
Source: RefSeq, a predicted model, not a curated record
GUCCGUUUAAAACCCUAGUUAUUCGUCUACACCGCGUUAGGGUUUGCAACUUUGCAGGACCUGUGGCAGCUCUGCGUUACUACCUAAACAAUGGCUGUUCCUUUGCUGACAAAGAAGAUUGUGAAGAAGCGUGUCAAGAAGUUCAAGCGUCCGCAAAGUGACCGGAAAAUUUCUGUCAAGACAAACUGGCGCAGGCCUAAGGGUAUUGAUUCACGUGUCAGGAGAAAGUUCAAAGGAUGUACUCUGAUGCCCAAUGUUGGUUAUGGCUCUGACAAGAAAACCCGCCACUAUCUUCCCAAUGGAUUCAAGAAAUUUGUUGUGCACAAUGUCUCAGAGCUGGAACUUCUUAUGAUGCACAACAGGACCUACUGUGCCGAGAUAGCACACAACAUUUCAACCCGGAAGAGGAAGGAGAUCGUUGAACGUGCUGCACAGUUGGAUGUUGUUGUUACGAACAAACUGGCCAGGUUGCGUAGCCAGGAGGAUGAGUGAGCUUGAUGCAUUGUUUUGGAUUAUAAUUUACUGAGUAUUAUGUUUUGGAUGAAUGGAUGCGAAUCAAAAACUGUUUCCUGCUUGAGUCAGUUUAGUUGACAAUUUUAAAUUCCGAUUUCUUUUCUCCAAUGAUAUAUUUUUAUGUCAAUU